Messenger RNA from Chelmon rostratus (copperband butterflyfish), 2488 nucleotides. It is a transcript of the gene eps8l3b, whose product is annotated as EPS8-like 3b. Gene Ontology annotation, cellular component: ruffle membrane; plasma membrane; vesicle. Gene Ontology annotation, biological process: Rho protein signal transduction; positive regulation of ruffle assembly; regulation of Rho protein signal transduction. Gene Ontology annotation, molecular function: actin binding. The transcript has 20 exons. The record is from RefSeq and is a predicted model, not a curated record. Lineage: Eukaryota; Metazoa; Chordata; Actinopteri; Chaetodontiformes; Chaetodontidae. The coding region runs from base 240 to 2201 and encodes 653 amino acids.
CUGACGGGUAAUGACGGGAUGAAUUAUGUAAAGCUGUUUAGACGUUAUCGAGAAAGUUUAAAUCAGUGUUAACUGGCGGUGGUGUUCCACCCUGUUUGGAAAUGUGUUUGCUCCUGCAGAAAGAGGAUUUUUGUUGACAGGAAAACUGCGCUUACAGCCUACAUUCAGUCGAGGAGGUUGGACCGGAGGGAUUAUUGCCAGUCUGAAGUUCCAAAAAAGGCCGACCUCAUAGUUUGAAAAUGUUUGGACACACCAGACCUUUCUCUUAUUCCCCAAGCUUCAAGGGUUUCUCACAGGACGACCCUCCUCUGCAGAGGCGGGCUUUCCUAGAAGAUGACCUCAAGGAGGCCUCGCUGCAAAGAAGAAGCACCAUGUCCAGACCCAAUGCGAAAUCAAUAUACAUGCAGAGAAAGGAGUACUCUGAAACGCUGAACAAACAAUCUGGCAACUUUCACGUCAGAGUGGAGCACCUGUUCACCUGUGAGCUGGACGGCCAGGAGCUGAAGACGGUGGACGACUGCGUUGCCAAGCUCAAGAGACUGGACGGCAAAGGUCGUCUGUGGCCCCAGGAGAUGAUCAUGGAGGUUCAGAGGGACUAUCUGGUGCUCAGUGACAUUGAGACCAAGGCAGAACUGGAGUCAAUGCCUUUGAGCUGCAUCCUGAAAACCAAAGCUGUGCUGGAUAGCUGCGCCUACAACUCCCUGCUGACCAUAACUGUGCAGGAGCGCCACAAACGCAUUCGCCAGGUCUACAUGUUCCAGUGUGAGGAGACCGGGGCGGAGCACAUCAAGAGUGAUCUGGAUAAGGCAGCGAAAAAAGGAGAUGAUGAUCUGGAACCACGCAGAGAGCAGUCUGACAUCAGGAUGGAUCUUGAGAACAUCAUCGGGCAACAAGCUCUGGGAGGUUUCCGGCAGUUUGGGCCUCGUCCUGUGCAGCAAGAGAGGCCCCCGUCGCCACUGGAGUACCAGCUCCCACAGUGGAGGGAACCAGAAGAGUUUCCACGGGUCUACACCCCAGACCUUCAUGAAUUAAGGAGCAGCCCAGAGGUCCCUUUGACAAUUCAGCAAGAAAACACAGACAGGAACACGGAUAUUUUAAACCAUGUUCUAGAUGAUCUGGAGCUAUUCGUGGGCAAAAUGUCCGCUGCGGUGAAUGCACCAUCACAGCGAGAGGACAAGAGCAAUAAGAAGGGUGUGUUUAAGAAGAAAAAAACAAAGAACAAUGCAGCAGCUGUCAGUCUGCCACCUCUGAUGGAAUAUGUCUCCUGUCUUCAGAAAAUCAAAUAUGGAUUCAAUCUGCUGGGCCAGCUGGACGGGUCGCUGAGCAACCUCACUGCUCCUGACUAUGUCCACAUCAUCUUCAGUAUUUUACAAGUGAUAGCGCCUCAGUAUCCUGCAGACCUGCCUCCCACUGUGAUCUCCCCCCUGCUGACAGUCCCGGCCCUGCGGCUGAUCAGCGAGACCGUCAACCCGCAGGAGGACAACCUGUGGAUGUCUCUGGGAGACAGCUGGAACCUCCCCAGGUCUAAAUGGCCGGAGGACGUCCCACCUUACAUCCCACAGUUCUACGAUGGCUGGCAGCCGCCCGCCCCCUUGCGUGAGCCUUCUCUCGUCUCUUAUGAAAGCCGUCCAGCGAGCAGGAGCAGCAGCCAGCGCUUCACCUUGGGCCAGCGCCACCCCGCAGAGCCUGUGACCAAUGGCACAAGGCGUUCACCAAACCCACCAUACCACAAUGAGCCACCCCAGUAUGUGGAGGUCAUUUCCAACUUUAUGGCCAGGAACAACCAAGAGCUGAGCGUUAUGAAGGGCGACAUGGUUCAGGUGAUUCAGAGAUCCAAACAAUGGUGGCUGGUUCGCAAUAACCUCGGUGAGGAGGGCAAUAUCCCUCCGAAUGUUCUGAAUGUAUCGAACCGCUCCAUGGGCAGGGAAGAGCAACUGAGGGACACUCAUGGUCCGGUGACUUUGGACAUGGCCUCCACACCUGCAGAGGUCAAGGCCUGGCUGGAGUACAAAGGUUUCUCCAGAAUCACUGUGAACAGCCUCGGGGUGCUGACUGGUAAGAUGCUUCUGGGGAUGACCAAGGAUGACUUAAGGACCGUGUGUCCAGAGGAAGGAGGCAAGGUCUUCUUCCAGCUUCAGGCCAUUAAGUCAGCCAUUGCACUUGCCAGUGAACCAUCAGGCCUGUACAAUGGCCGCUACUAAGGACCUGCUUCACUGCUCUGUCACUUGUUCUCCUGAAUUUAAAUCCAGAUUGAUUACUGAAAUUACUGAUGUCUAAUUAAUUCUUCAGUAUCAUAAAUAUGUUGUGUGGAUGGCUGCUUUCAGCAUUUUGUUUAAAGCUUUGUUUAAACUUCUGCAUGUUGUAUAAUUUAUCACCAACAGCAAUAAUUAGAAGUUACUAAUUUUUUCCCAUUUCUUUUACUUCUGACAUACUUUCAAGUAAAUUGUGUAUAGUUUUCCCAACUGUGAUUAAAAAAAUACAUGUAUGU